UCCACACAGCAUCAUGCCCACCCCCAACGCCGCCACACCCCAGGCCAAGGGCUUCCGAAGGGCCGUCUCUGAGCUGGACGCCAAGCAGGCCGAGGCCAUCAUGGUAAGAGGGCACUCCCCGCGGUUCAUCGGGCGGCGGCAGAGUCUCAUCGAGGAUGCCCGCAAGGAGCGGGAGGCAGCCGUGGCUGCGGCAGCAGCGGCCUCCUCAGAGCCCGGGGACCCCCUGGAGGCCGUGGUGUUCGAGGAGAAGGCGGGGAAGGCGGUGCUGAACCUGCUCUUCUCCCUGGGAGGCACCAAGCCCUCCACGCUGUCCCAAGCUGUGAAGGUGUUUGAGACCUUUGAAGCCAAAAUCCACCACCUGGAGACACGGCCGGCACGGACCCCCGGUGGCCCCCGCCUGGAGUACCUGGUGCGCUGUGAGCUGCCCCGAGGUGACCUGGCCAACCUGCUCAGGGCCGUGCACCGAGUGUCAGGAGACGUGCGCAGCCCCAAGGAUGACAAAGUCCCCUGGUUCCCAAGAAAAGCGUCGGAGCUGGACAAGUGUCACCACCUGGUCACCAAGUUUGAUCCUGACCUGGACUUGGACCACCCUGGCUUCUCAGACCAGGUGUAUCGCCAGCGCAGGAAGCAGAUCGCUGACAUAGCCUUCCAGUACCGGCAUGGCAACCCAAUUCCCCGUGUGGAGUACACUGCAGAGGAGAUUGCCACGUGGAGGGAGAUCUACACCAGGCUGAAGGGCCUCUACGCCACACAUGCCUGCCGUGAGUACCUCGAGGCCUUCCAGCUGCUGGAGCGCUUCAGCGGCUACCGGGAGGACAGCAUCCCCCAGCUCGAGGACGUCUCCCGCUUCCUGAAGGAGCGGACGGGCUUCCAGCUGCGGCCAGUGGCCGGCCUUCUGUCUGCCCGUGACUUUCUGGCCAGCCUGGCCUUCCGUGUGUUCCAGUGUACCCAGUACAUCCGCCACGCAUCCUCACCCAUGCACUCCCCCGAGCCGGACUGCUGCCAUGAGCUGCUGGGGCAUGUGCCCAUGCUGGCUGACCGUACCUUUGCCCAGUUCUCCCAGGACAUUGGCCUCGCAUCAUUGGGGGCCUCAGAUGAGGAAAUCGAGAAGCUGUCCACGCUGUACUGGUUCACAGUGGAGUUUGGGCUGUGCAAGCAGAAUGGGCAGGUGAAGGCCUACGGUGCUGGGUUGCUGUCCUCCUACGGGGAGCUCCUGCACUGCCUGUCUGAGGAACCCGAGAUCCGGGCCUUUGACCCCGAGGCUGCAGCCGUGCAGCCCUACCAAGACCAGGCCUACCAGUCAGUCUACUUCGUGUCCGAGAGUUUCAGUGAUGCCAAGGACAAGCUCAGGAGCUAUGCCUCGAGGAUUCAGCGCCCUUUCUCUGUAAAGUUCGACCCCUACACACUGGCUGUGGAUGUACUGGACAGCCCCCAGGCCAUCCUACACUCCCUGAAGGGCAUCCAGGAUGAGCUGCACACCCUCACCCAUGCACUCAGUGCCAUCAGCUAGGUGCAGGGGUGCAACCUGACAGCCCCAGUGGGCCCAUCCAUGGGCCUCCUAGAUCCUUUCCCAACCUUGUCCAGCUCCCACGAGUCCCAGAGCUCAGGCCCGCAUGUGGGCUGGGUCUUGUGCACCCCUGGAGCCUGUCUGAUGACCAGGGCCCUCCCAUGCCUCCCUGAUGCCUGGACUCCCCUGGUUCCUGCCUGCUGCUUCUCUGUGCUGCCAGCUGGUGUGUGUACCUGACGUCCUUGUCCUGUUGCUACUGCCCACUAGGACCCCAGGGCUGUGGGGUGGCCCUGUGCUUCCUGACACCCCCUAUGC
Messenger RNA from Otolemur garnettii (small-eared galago), 1822 nucleotides. It is a transcript of the gene TH, whose product is annotated as tyrosine hydroxylase. Gene Ontology annotation, cellular component: cytoplasm; perikaryon; axon. Bases 14 to 1510 code for a protein of 498 amino acids. The transcript has 13 exons. Gene Ontology annotation, molecular function: tyrosine 3-monooxygenase activity; iron ion binding. The record is from RefSeq and is a predicted model, not a curated record. Gene Ontology annotation, biological process: response to hypoxia; heart development; response to ethanol. NCBI's taxonomy places the organism in Eukaryota, Metazoa, Chordata, Mammalia, Primates, Galagidae.